Molecule: messenger RNA, 1416 nt
Organism: Mesocestoides corti
Lineage: Eukaryota; Metazoa; Platyhelminthes; Cestoda; Cyclophyllidea; Mesocestoididae
Source: the annotation of a GenBank genome assembly
AUGUCUGAGCAAUACCAGUUGCAAUUCAUAACAGAAUCUCUUGUUGAAAUUAUGGAGCUAUUGUCAGACUCGGAGUCUCUCGAAAACGAAGUCAACCCCAAUUCCAACGACGACAAGCGUAUUCCUGUUGGUGUCUUGGACUCACUUUCAUUUUUAUUAGAAGGCACCAUCGAUCGAAUGAAUUCCAUCAAGCCCCUUCGUGAUAUUCUCUUUGAUCCCACGUGUCUCCCUCAUGUAGGAUAUAACGAGCUGACAAAGUCUUUCAGUCUGCGAAGCCUCCACUCAUGGCUCCGUGCCAAUAUUUGUCAAUGCCCCUUCUCUGUGGAAUCGUGUAUUCUCAAAGGCUCAGAUAUUCAAUGGGCUGCAGCACACAGAGAGAGUUCUGUGGCAUCCCCCGCUUCCCGUUUAUCGUCAAGCCGACAGAAGAUCGCAACAAAUGUUCACCAGUUGCCACCAACAGCGGGCUUCCGAGGGUGUGUGUCACUAGACCGUUGUCGGAAGUCAACUGUGGUCCUUGGUCCAGUUGAGAGUACAUUGACGUUGAAUGACUGUGAGGACUGUUUGGUCAUUGCGCCCACGCGUCGAGUCAUAGUGUCGGGCUCUCGUCGCUGUACCCUUCACCUUCUCUGCCCCACCCGACCGCUCCUCCUGCAACCGCCCACAGCAAAUUCGAUCAGUAAUGGGUGUGAUAUCCAGUCAUGUAUUUCCUUAACGCUCGCAGCCUCCGGAGGAGAGAGAAUCGGCAAUGAAGGCAUUGUACUUGCACCUUACCACACUACAUAUCCAGACCUGCCACGCCAUCUAGGCAAAGCUGGUCUUAACCCUAACAUCAAUCUGUGGGAUAAACCACUCCUGUUUGCACCAAUUAAAUUAACUGAGGAAAGUGAUUCACUGAAACGACUGCCAGACGUAAAGUUGUCAGCAUUCAUGCAGUCUGGUGUAAGUGUAAAGAAGAAGGCCUGUGAUGUAUGUCAAGGUGCGAUCAUCGGCCGUGAUUGUGAAACCAGUUGUCGUAGCAGCAACGAUGGUGCCGUCGAAGAGAGUUUUGGGUCACCUAUCCAAAGAACACCUCUAAUUGUUCCCCUUCCACCUGUGUACGCUGAGAUGAUUGACCGACGCCGCGCCGCAUACGAAAGCUGGCGACAAUUAAUCCAGGAAGCCAAUUUAACAGAAGAGGAGCAUGCUCUGUUUUCAGCCAGCAUAGAACAACGGUUCAAAUCAUGGCUCGUGGAAUCGGGUAUGCUAACGGAGCUUCAGUCCCUGGAAACCGCCUCGAAUUAUCUUGGUGAGAUAACCGAACAUUCCUGCAACCCUGUAGAAGAGGUCAAAACGCCAACUUUAUCCAUAUCGCCACCGCCUGUACAGCGACGAAAGUUGGGCCGUCGACAACAACUCAGUCCCACAACUGCUAUAUGA